UAAGUUUAGGUCAGGUUUUUAAUUUUUAAAUCUGCUUUUAUCAGACAGAUCUUCCUCACAAGUUUGGCGGUUGCUAUAGUUGCGAGUUCAUGUGAGGCUGACAGAGAGGGAAGUGACGACUGGGGCUGUUGUUGGGACACGUGACUGGAGCUGCACUGAUCUGUUUUGACAAGCAGUGGGGAGGGAAGUGAGGAGGGGAGGCAGACUGUAAGCAUCACGACCAGGACGGCUCAGUGUUCCUUUCAUCUGCAUUUCGUCUAACUAAUAUUAGUAUCGACCUAGUCUUCUAUUUGUAGUAGCCAGCUGGCUUGACAGCGUUAUAAUUGCCAACGCUAUUAAAGCAAACGCUCGCGGAAAACAUCGCCGUGUUACCGACGCGUUUGUGCACAGUCGGGCUAUUUGUUGUUGGUUUGAAAAGUUUUAAUGAAGAUCGCAAAGGAAGUCGGCACAGGUGGCGUUUCUGGCGUUAAGUAGAUGGCGACGCUUAACGCUUUGGAUGAACAGAGAGUGGACCGUAUCCGCAUGAUAGCACAGGUUAACGUCUCGUCAAAAGAAUGAUAUGUUGAAUGUGUUCUCGUCGUAGCAGCAUAAGUAAAUAAAUAAAUAAAUAAAUCCCGAGAUCGUCCGUCCUCGGAAUCUGUGUUUGUAGCUGAGCUGUGGCUACCUGUGCUACAGUGGGGGUGGGGAUGUUUGUGAGGUCGUCGUCACCAGCAGACGCUUCACCAUAGAGUCGCGAUAAAGUUAGUUAGUUGUGUUUGCUACCUAGCUAGCUGACACUGCUGAGUUAGCAACCAUCCAGUUCUGGCAGAGUGUCGUUGUGCGGAGCGAGUCAGUGUUACAGGAGAGGAGACACCGACAUGCAUCGCGACGUAACUGUGGUUCGGGUCGUGGAAUUUGAGACGGGCUGUAAGAGUAGUCAGCUUGCUGGAUAAAUUACUAGUAGACAGAUUGGUUACUCGCUAGCAAGCAGAUUGACAACUCCAUCACCUUACGCUGACUGUUAACUGCCAUUCGCUAUCAGCUGUCUUUGUGUUAGUUGGACAAUACAGUGCGACUCGAUGGAAGCGUACAGUAGCAUGCUAACAAAGCAGUGCUUUGUUGUUGGAUAGGGGGGCAGCUGGCACCAACACACAGGCUUCACAGCUGAUAUCAUUGCUUAGCUAAAAGAGCAGGUCACAGUCAGAGUGUUUGGGGGAGCCCAGACACCGCUGUGUUGCUGUCAAGGCUGUGUGUGAUACGAAAAGAGAGAAGAGAAGAACCUGCAAGAGACCCUGAAGGCAACCUGAUGACACUAGACAACAUGAAGCCCGAGCGAGAUGCAACGGAGGAGUUUUUCGAGUAUGAUGCAGAGGAGUUCCUGGUGUUCCUGACCUUGCUCAUCACAGAGGGAAGGACACCAGAAUAUUCUGUGAAGGGCAGAACCGAGGGGCUGCACUGUCCGCCAGCCCAGUCGGCCAUGCCGCCUCUUCACAAGCAUGAAUGCAGCGACAAACUGCCUCAGUGUCGGCAGGCGAGGCGAACCCGUUCAGAAGUGAUCCUGCUUUGGAGGAACAGCAUUCCCAUCAUGAUUGAGGUCAUGCUCCUGCCAGACUGUUGCUAUGGCGAUGAAUGUCCCCCAAGUGACCCCAUCAGCGACCCGGUCAUCAAACAAGAUGCUCUGCUGCUGGAGAGAUGGACCCUGCAGCCAGUUCCAAGACAAAGCGGCGAUCGCUUCAUUGAGGAGAAGACCCUGCUGUUGGCUGUUCGCUCUUACGUCUUUUUCUCCCAGCUCAGUGCCUGGCUCAGCGCCUCCCAUGGCAUCGUCCCCAGAAACAUCCUGUACAGGAUCAGCGCUGCUGAUGAGGAGUUGGUGUGGCAGUUCUCCCAGCCGCCUUCCGAGCACAUUUUCCCGGUCCCCAACGUGUCCCAGAGUGUUGCAUUGCAGGUUCGUGUCCAGUCGCUCCCUCGCCAACCCACUUACCCCACCCUGGCCUGCAGCAUCCACACCGGCCUGCCUCCGCUUUACAGCAAGACCCCGACCCUCAACCCAAACCUCAACAGCCAUGGUGGCCUGCCCACCCUCAAAAAAAGCCAGGAUCCCAGCAAAGACGGCCUCCUUCAAAACCCUAACAUUUACAGCAAGAGCUCCAACUCCAUGUCUGGCCUCCUCCUCAAUGGAUUACCCAUUCCUAAUCUUCCCAUUAACAACAUCCCCAUUAACAGCCUUCCCCACACUGUUGUGCCACCACCCUACAACAAGAAGAGCCAGGAGCCUGGGGAAGACCAGUCAUAUCAGAAUGGAGAGCUUCCGCAGGUUAGCAUCCCCCAACGUCAGGGCUCCCCGCUGUUCCACAGGCCCUCUCACUCCCCCACACCCUCUCGCUCCCACUCCCCUUCUCCGCUUCCAACAAGUAAAGCAGGGAAGUGGCUGUACUCGGCUUUUAAUGGUUCAUCAGACCCCACACAAGCUGAGGACUAUGGGUCUGGCACCAACAGCAGUGAAAGGUCAAAGAGGCCCAUCCCAGAGCCACUGAGAGCUUUUAAGAAUAUCUCCCUGGCAGAGCCGCCCCGCUGCCCCUCCCCGAGGCCUUCUGCAACCGAGACAAACCCCCUGAUUGGCUCGCUGCUGCAGGAGAGGCAGGAAGUUAUCGCCCGCAUUGCACAGAGGCUCAACUUCUGCGACCCCACAGCACCUCCGCUCCCUCCUGGCCUUUUUGCUUCUGACAACCCUCCCAAAGCCAUGUGGGGCAGUAACCAUGACGACAUAACUGCCAGUAAGACCAAAGACCCCGAGGUACCCACUUAUGAGUCUGUGGGACGCGUUUGGCCCAGCCCCUUCAACACACCCGUGAGUGAUGCUUCUUUCAGCAAACGGGAAAGCUCCUCCCCUAAACCUGCAGCCUGCAGGAAACUAAAAUUGACUGAGACAAGAGAGAGAGAGGAGGAGAGGAAAGGAGAGAAGCAGAGAGAGACAGAGAAGGAGAAAGAAAAGGAGAGGGGAAGAGACAGCUCCCUGAUCGCCCAGGCAGUACAAGACAUUACCCGACUUAUCCAGGAGAGACUGUCUGUCCCGCCUCUGUCUCCCAGGCAUAGCAGGAGCGGCAGCUCUCUGCACCACACGCACACAACAACAGUCACACACACGGUCCGCACAUACUCACACACCACACACGUCCCGCAAGCCUCUUCACACACUGCCACCAAUGGCUACACCAAUGGCCACAUACCCAACCACGAACCUCACAGAGGCAGCAUGUACAGUUGCGCUGCCACACACUCGCCCAUUUGCACAGACAAGCCCAGAAUCGAUCCAGGGACUGAAUGCCAUUCUCCCCUGGCCCAAAAUGGUGCUCAUUUUACACUUGAAGAACCCUCAUUCAGAGGCCAGUCCCACACCCAGGCUGGUCAGUGUUUACAAACUCCCCCACAGGAAAAGCUCAGAGUCAUCAGGACACCCAGCAGCCAUGAAGCCCCCUCUGCCUCGCCUGUCCUUGAGAACAGCCCGAGGAAUGGGCAGACCUGCAAUUGUACUUGCAUAGAUGCCAGCUCAGCCAUGAACUGUAACAUAAGUCACAACCACAGCAAGCCUCAGCCUCAGUACCAGUCCCAGUUACAGAUGCAGGUCUGUGCAACAACCUCGGCCUCCUCCUUGCAAGAUGAGAAUCAGGCGCCCCUGGAGUCUGAAUGCUCCAGCAGUCCAGAUAUGACUCCCCCCUCUACUGUUCUGCAAACUCACAGCCCCUCCCCUCUGCGUCCCUGCAACAGCUGGAAGAAACAGAAUCGCCACUCAUUAGACGCCACAGCGACCAAGGCCUUCCACCCUCGUACUGGCCUGCCUCUGCUCUCCAGCCCCGUUCCUCAGAGGAAAAACCAAACAGGCUACUUUGACCUGGACACCUCUCUGGUUGGCUGUAAGGGUUUGCCUUGGGCCUCUGGGAAAAGGGUGUGUCCAAAGAGAGAGGGGUACACGGAUGAGUCACAGCAGCUGUUCAGUGCUAGCGCUCCACCUGCCAGUCUCAGUCUGCUGGGAAACUUUGAGGAGUGUGUACUGAACUACCGCUUGGAGCCUUUAGGGUUAGUGGAGGGUUUCACAGCAGAGGUCGGAGCCAGUGGGUCCUUCUGCCCCAGUCACCUGACCUUACCUGUGGAUGUGUCGUUCUACAGUGUCUCAGAUGACAACGCUCCCUCGCCAUAUAUGGGUGUGAUAAACCUGGAGUCCCUGGGGAAAAGGGGCUACCGUGUACCUCCAUCAGGAACCAUUCAAGUGACCUUAUUCAACCCCAACAAGACGGUGGUGAAGAUGUUUGUUGUGAUGUAUGACCUACGAGCCAUGCCAGCUGGACACCAGACCUUCCUGCGCCAGAGGACCUUCUCUGUUCCCGUCCGCCGUGACACAAACAAUCAGAACAGCCGGAAGCCUCUCAGCCACGGACGCACCUUGCGCUACCUCGUUCAUCUGAGGUUUCAGAGUUCCAAGUCUGGGAAGAUCUACCUCCAUAGGGACAUCCGUCUGCUCUUUUCCAGGAAGUCCAUGGAGGUGGACAGCGGUGCUGCCUAUGAGCUCCAGUCCUUCACAGAGUCCCCCACUGACCCACCCUUCUCUCCCCGCUGCUGAGGCCCAACCCCCUCCCGCCUCCAACUACCAAAACUUUGGUGCCAGCGGUAGACUCUUACUCAGCCCGUGGCUAGUUGAGAAAGCUCUAAGAUGAGAUGUGAUUAAAGGACAGCAGUCAACAAGACUCACCUGGCCUGUGUCCAGAAUCUCAAGUUUGAUCCCCUCUGUUACCGAGAACAGACAAAGAGGGGAGCUAGGAGAGUGGGAGACUCUUCAGAAAUGAAAACUUCUUCUCUGUUAAGUGCACAGCCUUGGAUCAGAGAGGCUGGGUCUAAGGCUACAGUUAUAGAGCAUGUUUCAGGUGCUGUUUUCCUGGUAAAGAGCGUCUUAUCAGAUAUGAUUUAUAAUUUGUUUCCCUGCUGUUGUGUGUAUCCCGGGAGAGCAGAGACCAGUGAUUGUCUACACUACAGUUAGACAUCUAAAUUAUUUCAGCAGGGUUUAGGCUACUUCACUCUGUUGACUCGAAUCAAAAUGUUUCAAAAUGUUAAUUGACAUGAUGAAUAACUGUUCAGUCUCAAUUAGUUUCUUUGUAGAUGCAGUACAAGGCCCCUUUAAUGGUAAAAGGUUUUGUUUUAAAUCCGUAAAUAUUGAAUUGACUGAACUGAAAGUGAACUCUGCUUUUUGAGCCUGUGAUUCCUGAGCUCGGUGCAGAAGGAGGAGUGCACGUGGAGGAGGAAGCACUUGGCAGACUGUGGCGCAACAACAUCCCCUCUUCAAAAAAAAACAAAAACACAUACCAAGGACCACUAAAGAAGUCAAACAAGCAAUCAGGCUAGAGUCAACUGAAAGCAUCACAGCAGAACAUCAGAAGUGCACUGUGGAUUUUUUUUCUCAGCAUAACUGGAAAUGAAACAGAAAAUAGUAAUAUUCUAAUACUUUUGUACUGUUACAGAACCACUUUAUUGGAAGUGUUGCAAUAGGAAGAGUAACCUUAGUUUAGUGUUUACACAUCCACUUUCAGUUUACUUAACCAUCAGUUUAUUUAAUAUUUAAAUUAAUAUUUCAGUUACUACUUGUGACGUCUGUCAUUCUAAGAUGAUGUAGUGCAGAAUGUAUAUCAUAGUAUGUAUUUUUGACAUUAAUAUUCAAAUCUGAAAAAAAAUAUAUCUAUAUAUCUUCUAAAGCAA
Molecule: messenger RNA, 5721 nt
Organism: Scatophagus argus
Lineage: Eukaryota; Metazoa; Chordata; Actinopteri; Scatophagidae
Gene: atosa
Product: family with sequence similarity 214 member A
Exons: 12
Coding region: 1286-4594 (1102 amino acids)
Source: RefSeq, a predicted model, not a curated record